GUUACCUGGCCUUUUAUAACGCUCUACUAAGGUAUACUCAGAACCAGAAGCUCAACUCUGGGACGCGCUAUGAUCAGGCAGUGUGCUGGGCACCUAAAGCAGUCACUCCUCAGCGGCCCCUCCCUUCGGGCUUCGUCGCGGAAGCGCCGGCCAAUGUUGAAGGCCCCCAAGAGGCGGCCCCUCUGCGCUUCUGCGCUGACCGGGAAAGGCCUGGGUGCCUGCCCAUCUGCCGGGAGCAGAGCCUGAGCUCCUCCGCUCCACUCUGCCCAUGAGGGGAUGCAGAUCCAGGAAGGUGAAUUAUAUUUUAAUGUACUGCAGGUUGUAUAUUAUGGAUGGAAACUGUUAAAGUUUAUAAUGUCAAAAGCUUUUCUUAGAUCAAAGGUAACUUCCAUGAAGGUGACAGACUGGGUAGACCCAUCAUUUGAUGAUUUUUCAGAAACUACGGCCUUCUCUGCUGUUCCUACCACAUCUUUAGGGGUGAAUAACUCAAGUCACAGAAGGAAAAAUGUGCCUUCCACAUUAGAAAGCAGCAGAGCCCCGGCUAGAAAAAGAGGAAAUCUGUCUUCCUCAGAACAGAUUUAUGGUCCAGAAAAUUUCAAAGAAUAUUUGUCUGAAAAUGAACCAUGGGUAGAUAAAUAUAAACCAGAAACUCAGCAUGAACUUGCUGUGCAUAAAAAGAAAAUUGAAGAAGUUGAAAACUGGUUAAAAGCUGAAGUCUUAGAAAGGCAACCAGAACAGGGUGGAUCUAUUUUAUUAAUAACAGGUCCUCCUGGAUGUGGAAAAACUACUACUAUAAAAAUACUGUCAAAGGAACAUGGUAUAGAAGUACAAGAGUGGAUUAAUCCAGUUUUACCAGACUUCCAAAAAGAUGAUUUCAAGGAGAUAUUUAAUUUUGGAUUUACCAAACCAGUUUUACCGAGAUUCUCAUACUUUACAUGAAGUUCUAAGGAAGUAUGUGCAGAUUGGCCGAUGUCCUCUUAUAUUUAUAACCUCUGACAGUGUCAGUGGAGAUAAUCAUAGGUUACUAUUUCCCAAAGAAAUUCAAGAAGAGUGUUCUAUCUCAAACAUUAGUUUCAACCCUGUGGCACCAACAAUUAUGAUGAAAUUUCUAAAUCGAAUAGUGACUAUGGAAGCUAAUAAGAAUGGAGGAAAAAUUAUUGUCCCUGAUAAAACUUCUCUAGAGUUGCUCUGUCAAGGAUAUUCUGGUGAUAUCAGAAGUGCAAUAAACAGCCUCCAGUUUUCUUCUUCAAAAUCUUUCUCUUCAGAGCUUUGGGGAAAAUUCUAUAUUGUAAAAGAGCACCUUUAACAGAAUUAGACUCUCCUCGGUUGCCUUCCCAUUUAUCAGAGUAUGAACGGGAUACAUUACUUGUUCAGCCUGAGGAAGUCGUAGAAAUGUCACACAUGCCAGGAGAGUUAUUUAAUUUAUAUCUUCACCAAAACUACAUAGAUUUCUUCGUGGAAGUAGAUGAUCUUGUAAGAGCCAGUGAAUUUCUCAGUUUUGCAGACAUCCUCAGUGGUGACUGGAAUACACACUCUUCACUCAGGGCAUAUAGCACAUCUGUUGCUACUCGAGGUGUGAUCCAUUCCAACAGAGCCCGGGGGUUUGCUCACUGCCAAGCAGGGGGAUCAAGCUUUCGACCGUUGCACAAACCGCAGUGGUUUCUAAUCCAUAAGAAGUAUCGGAAAAAUUGCCUGGCAGCAAAAGCACUUUUUUCUGAUUUCUGCCUACCAGCUUUGUGCCUCCAGACUCAACUGUUGCCAUAUCUCGCACUCCUGACCGUUCCAAUGAGAAAUCAAGCUCAGAUUUCUUUUAUCCAAGAUAUUGGAAGACUUCCUCUGAAACGACACUUUGGAAGGUGGAAGAUGGAGGCCCUGGCCGACAGGGAGCACGCCCUGAUGGACCCUGACAGCGGAGAUGAGGCCCUGCUCGGCAGUGGGGCUCUGCCUACCCCGGAUGGGGAUGCCCAGGGGGAGCCCCAACCAGCCGCCCAGCCGGAAACGUCUCUGCCGUUGAGCCAGAGCAGUGGGAGCGAGCUGCUGGCCAGCCAGCCCCAGCCCUUCUCGAAGCUGGACAUGGAGGACGAGGGCGACGUGAUCAUAGAAGAGUACGACAGCGACGGGACGUAAGGGCCCGCCUGCCGGGCCCCGGGAUUCACUGGCAUUUUCUCGGAUGAAUUACAAGCAGUUGUUCUUCCUCUUCUAUUUCAUCACGAGCACCUGGCUCUUCUGCCAUCCUGGAGUACAUGGGCGAUCAGGCGUCCAAGCACUCUGAGUCCUUUCUCUAGUAUUUAUUUAGUCUUGUGACUGGGUUAGGGAGAGGUGUUAAGUGUUUAUGCCAAACAUCAGAAAAUGUGAAGGAAGACCCUGGAGAACAAAAGCAGUAUAGAGUGUUGUAAAUAGACCACAGUGUAGGAUGUAAAUAUGAAUAUAAAUAAACGUUGUGCCUUAUUUACAAUUUGUCUCCCAUCUUCUCAGAUACCAGCUUUUAUAUGAUGUACAGUGCAGUAUUUUAGAUACCUUUUAGAAUGUAAUCAUAAUUUAUAUCAAGAUUAAAAUGUUGGAUUUCA
This is a messenger RNA of Heterocephalus glaber (naked mole-rat), 2567 nucleotides long. The record is from RefSeq and is a predicted model, not a curated record. Lineage: Eukaryota; Metazoa; Chordata; Mammalia; Rodentia; Bathyergidae.